Cydia pomonella (codling moth) is the source of this 4502-nucleotide messenger RNA. Its product is annotated as gamma-taxilin. The transcript has 9 exons. The record is from RefSeq and is a predicted model, not a curated record. Bases 88 to 1770 code for a protein of 560 amino acids. Lineage: Eukaryota; Metazoa; Arthropoda; Insecta; Lepidoptera; Tortricidae. Gene Ontology annotation, molecular function: syntaxin binding.
ACUCUUUAUUUGCAGUAUUCAUUUCGUUCGUUUGGUAUUGUUGUUUGACGAAAAACUAAGAGUUUUUGAAAUUAAAUAAUUAUAAAUAUGGAAGCUGCCGUGGAAGAGACUGUAAAGGAUAGCAUUGAUAUUGAACAACUGGAAAAAAAUGGUGAAGAAAAGACUCCUACACCUUCCAUCCAAGACCCACCAAAGAAGUCAAAGAAGGAAGACCGCAACAAAAAGGAUGAUAAAAGUGUGGAACAGUUCAUGAAAUCACUCAACUCUGUGCCAAGUCUGGAGGAAAAACUGUCUCUGGUCUGCAAGAAAUAUGUGCAGACUGCUGAUGAUAAUAAAAAGCUGCAGUUUUAUAUUAAGCAGUCUGAUAAGCGGUAUGCUAUCUUGUUGAAAGAAAAAGAGCAAUUGCAACAUGAAUUCAACAAGACCAUCCUAGUCAAGUCCAAGUUGGAGAGCCUCUGUCGUGAGCUGCAGAAACAGAACAAGGCCAUCAAGGAAGAGUCCCUGCUCAAGAUUCGUGAAGAGGAGGAACGCCGGAAGGAGACUCAAGCCAAGUUCCAGAACACGCUUACCGAGAUCACCACUCUCCUGCAACAGAAUAAUGAGAAGAAUGCCAAGUUGAGAGACGAUAACAUCAGUAUGAGCGAGAAAUUCAAGAGUGUGGUUCAGCAGUACCAGUUGAGGGAACAGCAAGUUGAAAAAAUGGGGAAGCAAAUGGCGCUGGAGUCCCAGUUGUCAGACGCUAAACUUCAGAAAGCAGCUUUAGAGCAUCAGGCAGAGAAAGAAAGGCUUCUAGCAGAGAUGGAACACCUGAAGGUCACCGUGGCUCAGUGCACGGCCAAGAUCAUGGAGCUGCAGGGGACGGAGACUGCUUUGAGGGGUCAGCUUGGCGUGUACACGGACAAGUACGACGAGUUCCAGAACGCGCUGGUGAAAAGCAACCAGGUGUUUGGAGGGUUCAAGGAGCAGAUGGAAAAGAUGUCAAAGAAAAUCAAGAAGCUAGAGAAGGAAUCUCUCUCGUGGAAAAAGCGGUGGGAGACAUCUCAAACAGCACUGUUGGACAUGUGCGGGGAGCGGCAGGCGAGCGAGGAGCGAGCCGCGGCCGCCAGUCGCCAGCUGCAGCACAUGCAGAGCCUGUGCCGCACGCUGCAGGCCGAGCGCACGUCGCUGCUGGGCACGCUGAAGGAGCACAACAUCGAGCGGCCGCCGCUGCCCACGCCGCCGCCCGCGCCCGCGCCCGCGCCCGCGCCCGCCGCCGCGCCCAGCAAGCAGAGCAACGACAAGGUCGACAAAAUGGCGGCAAAUUGCGCCCAACUACGACAGAGCCUCGUGCACCUCCAGAGCCAGCUGAACACCCUCACCAACAACAAGAACGGUGUCAAGGACGACCCGCCCAAAGCAGACAAACCCAAGAAACAGAAAUCUAAAAAGAAAGCGGAAAAACAGUCACAGGAGGCAACAACUUCUAUAGAAGUCACCGAAGAACCAGUUAGAGAUGAUACUAAAGAAACAUCAGAAGAACCCACAGCUAAUGAAGAUUCAAUCCAAAACGACAUAGAUAGCUUAGAAGAAAAAAUAGACGAGAAAGCCAUGGAAACUCUAAUCCAAGCUAUAAGCAAUGCUAACAUAAAUCUACACGAUUUAUCAGUAGAUGAAAAUAAUGAGCAAGUGGAUAUUGAAAAGGUAAUAGAUGGAUCACACAAUGAAAUCGCCAACACAUCGAAUGAUGAGGUGUCACAUAUAACCGAAGUGAAACCUAUAUCGAGUGCGUAAUCCAAGCAACGUGUAGUAGUUUACGAACUUAAUUUGGGAGGAGUGGUCAGUGGUGUGUAAUUUUUAUUCUUUAAUCAGGUGCUGAUUCAUAAAUAGCUCUUUUGUGCCUAUUUUAAGUAUCUUACUGUGGGGUUUCAGAAAGAAUAAGACAACUGGCGAUCCAUAGCAUAUGACGAAUAUGCUUCUUUGUCUUAUCACACUUAGCCCGAUGUCCUAUACUUACUGCAACGAGUUUAAGAACUUAAGCACAUUUGCACAAUGCACAUUUACCAAAAUUGGCCUUAGUCACUAACAUUAUGCGUGCCUAUUAUUUCCUACAUAAAGAGAAAAUAGACAAACAUUAUUGUUUAGCGUAAAAGGUCUCUGAUCUGAUCUGACAAAAUCAAGGUACUAUUUUAUUAUAUGAUUGUUAUUGAUGUGACAAGGUUCGAUUUGAAUAUUAUCUUUAGCGUCUGAUAAAGCCAGAAAUCACGAAUCUAGCUAGUUCAUGGUUAUAAAUAUAAGUUACGUCGAAAUACUUCGACUCCGCAGCGUCGCAACAGAAACAACGUAAACCAAUGAAAGCUAACCCCCUUAUUCAUAAACAUCUACUAAAGUUACGAAGCCGCUAAUAAUCGUUUGUCCCUUUCCAUCAUACCAAUACGUCGGAAAGCGACAAACUAUUAUUAGCGGCUUCGUAACUUUAGUAGACGUUUAUGAAUAAGGGGGUUAGUGUUUAACUGUUUGAACGCUUUAUGUCUUAAACACAAACAUCACUCAAACGCCAAAAUUCCGGGCGCGAGGGAGCUAAUGUAAACCUUACUUGAAAGUGUGAAGGUUACUUUGACAGCGUCCGCCAUAACACCUAUAGUUGUCCUUGGCGUUGUGUGCACGACGUUUUAGGUGUUCUUGGUGUUCAAAAGGUUAAAAGUCAACAAGCAAAUUAUAAUAUGACAGUACUUAAAUUGACACGUGUUUAGUUAAAUCUGAAAAGGCAAGUCAACUGGUGUUUUAAUAUGUGUGUGCAUGAACACAUCGAAUUCUAAUACGAGAUCUUGAUAGAAAACAGUUUUGUACAGUACACAUCCUAAAGAAUUUGAUAGACCUAAAAUUGAAUGAAGGAUCUACCCUUAUAAUAGCAUAAAACCAUGCCAAUGAUUUUUGUAAAUGACAUGUUUUUCCGAUUUAGCUAGACCAUGCGUCGAAUAGUGUGCAAUAUGGUGCACAUCAUAGAUUUUUGUGUGAUUAGUUAGGUUAUUACUAUAUUAGUUAUCUACAACUCAAAGUAUUUGAUUCAAAAGUGCCUAUAACGUCUCUAGUCAGGAUAUCGGUAUUCUACUAUAGUGUACGGAAUACAUUAUACACUUUGACAAUUUUACAAACGAAGCUCAUAGAAGUGUCCAUUAGAAGACCUUGUACAGUCGAGUUCAUAAAUAUGUAAACAUUUUUUCACCUUAUUGCAAUGGACUAAGGUGAAGAAAUGUAUUACAUAUUUAUGAACUCGACUGUAUUAAGGUUUAAGAAGUGGCAUAACAUAUUCCUUAGAAGUCUUCCUAAGGGUUGUUCUAUCUGUGGGGUAAGUGUUUUUGUGUGCUAAAAAUAAUGUGGAAAUUUAAAAAAUCCCGUAUGGUUUGUGGCCAAAAGAUGCUUCGCUGUAUAAUUUAAAUUCACGUUGAUUCGUCACAUUUUCCCCUAUGAAAUUAUGCUUCCGUUUUUUACUACUAUUUGUACAAUAAAUUAGUGGGCAUUUGACGGUUUGUCAUAAGUAUUGUAGAUAAAUAAUCUAAAUCAGAUGCUGAAAGAAGUUUACAACCGAAUUGUCAUUGUCGAUUCGAGUAGUCACACUGCCUAGAAAACACGAUGCAUUUUCAGUGACAAGCACAUUUUAGUGCCAAAUGUUCGGAGAACUUCAGGGAUACAAUUAUUAAUAUUAAAUGUAUGAAAAAUAGAUACCUCUGUCUAGUCCAGGGAUCGACAAAUUUUUGAAAAGAUACGCCAACCGCAAAAAUAAUUACCAGUUUCAAGAAAUUCUAUUUUUUUUUUAAAGUGAAAGUCACUUGCGAGAUUGCCAACCCCUGAACUACAUAUUCUAAGUACCAAUGUAUAUUAUAUUUCGUGUGUAUCUAGGUAUCUACAUACAUCUCGGCCUAGAAUUUUAUGUACAUACUAAGUUUUACAACUGUACACCAUUGUAAAUUAUUGCAAUUUUAUACUCUGAAUAAAAUCAUUUAUCCAUGCUGCGGCACUUGUUUGUUGUUUACUGUUUUAUAUCACAUAGAUAAAGACAUCCGCUCUUAAAAAUAUGUAAGUCACAAAAAUGAAAGGAGCACAGAUAUGUAAACUAAUAGACUUGCAAAGAAAGAGUCAAAAACUUAAAAAUACCAGACAUAUUAUCUCUAUUCCGCCAGGCUUAGAAAAACUUAUACAGUUGUAUACUGUAUUCCACAUGCAAUAAGGUACACAUUUGAUCUAUUUUUCCAAGGUAAAAUAGAGUUGUUUUACGUGGUGAGGUGGAUAAGUAAGAUAUUGUGUCUAAUUCAUCUAAUUAUUUGUCUUUGCAUGGCUAUUAGUUCACUCGUCCUUGUGUUUACGGAAUUUAUAAUGCCAAGGUGUAUAAUAUAUUUGUAGGCAUAGCUUGUCAAUUGCACCAAAUCUUAUGAAUUUUACAGUCCAUCUGUCCAUAUGGGCUAAGUUUUUAUCUGUCAGGACGAUUUAUGAGUUUUUGUAAUAAAGUUAGAUUUUGUAAUCAUUAA